CUUUUGUACACCCGUUUUGUUUUUUUCCUACAUAAUACAACAUUAUUAACUGUUUGCAUCUGUUACAUGUGCCAAAAAUCAAAUUUGAUUAUACAAGCCAGUUUUUGUCUUAUUUUUUUUCGUAUUUGCCGAAACAUCUUGAAUAUUGAUAGAAGCAAUUAACGCCAUCGAACAAAAGGGGGAUGGCCCCCCGUGGCUAUUGAAAAGUGAGAGUUGAUCGGCCGAUCGAAAAGACUGAGAUACAUCCAUUAGUUGAUCGUGAAGUGGCAUAGCCGACGGACGUGUGCGAUCUCCAGAAGCAAACAAAUCGAAGAAUCCAAAAUGAAUCUGUCAAUUCCGGUACUAAUUGUGGCCCUCAUCUGUCUGGAGGCUGCGUCGGCGUUUCCCCAACUGAGACAGCGUAACGAGAAGCAGGUCCAGACCGGGGAAGAUGAUUUGCCAUCCAAGGGUGCCACAAUCGAAGAAGUUGUUGUAGAAUCUGCCUUGUACAUCAAGCCGAAGUCCAACCCACAGGUACGACGUGUCCGUUCAGCUGUAGAGCAAGGCUCUGGAAUAACCCACAAGAGGGUUAAGCGCCAAUUUGGACCAGGAUUUGGUGGCCAAUAUGCCGGAAAUCCAGGAUUCGGCGGGGGAUUCGGUGGAAAUCCAGGUUUUGAAGGUGGAUUCGGCGGCAACCAAGGAUUCGGUGGAGAAGGACAAGGAUUUGGUGGUGGACAAGGAUUUGGUGGUAAUCAAGGUUUCGGCGGAAAUCAGGGUAGCAAGGUCCAGGCAGGCACAUCGGCCGGUGCUGGAGGAACCAAAGCUGGUGUUGAUGUUGGAGCCGGACCAAAUGGUGGCAAUGCCAAUGCCAAUGUUCAGUUGAAUCCACUGGGACCUCUCGGACCCGAUGGCUACAACCAGGAGCAGGCCGCAUCCAAUGGAGCUGCCAAUAGCAACUAUAACAAUGGCCUUAACUUCGGUUCUUCGGCGGCCAGUGGACAGGCUCAGGGCUUCCAGUCUCAGAGUGCCAAUGGAUCAUUCGGUGCCUCCUCCGCCAGCACGGCUACACAGUCCCAGAACUCCAGUCCCUUUGGAUCUAACAAUGCGGCUGGCGCAUCACUAAGUCAGGUGUACCAUCUUCCUAAUGGACAGACCAUUAACUUCAGCUCCACCAACAGCUUUGCCAAUGGAGGAGCUAAUCAUGGCAGCAGCCAUGGUUCGUCGGUUUCCGUGAGCCGUUAGGAGCCAAUGGCAUCCUACAAGGAAUAUACCUCCAAGUUAAUCUAUUGAUCUAUUGAUCAGCAAUACUGUGUGCAAAUGUCGAAAAUAAUCGAAUAAAUAUUUAUGAUUGAAUAAA
Messenger RNA from Drosophila eugracilis, 1336 nucleotides. Its product is annotated as keratin, type II cytoskeletal 3. The record is from RefSeq and is a predicted model, not a curated record. Bases 322 to 1221 code for a protein of 299 amino acids. The transcript has 2 exons. NCBI's taxonomy places the organism in Eukaryota, Metazoa, Arthropoda, Insecta, Diptera, Drosophilidae.